GGACCAGAACAGCGCCAUCUUUUCUGGGUUUGCAGGAUUCCUUGCCAUCCUCCUGACCACUAUGAUUUUCUACAGCCUGUGGAACUGGAAUAAAUGGAAGAAGCACCGACAAGUUCCUCACUUCCGAGUUACCGUCAUGCCCUUACUCUCUCUGUCUCGACCCAGACAAGGAACCAAAAAUAUUUAUGACUCCUUGCCCCAGAGGCAAGAAGACCUGGGGAGACGUCAGUCGAGGAGUAACCGUAUUUUCAGCACCGAGAGCCUCCUCUCCAGAAAUUCUGAUAGACCUCCUUCGGAGCCUGUGCCCUCCCAAGCAGCCAAUGCCCUCUGGCUGCACAGAGACCAUAAUCCUGCCAACAGCUAUGCAGUGGGCAUCUAUGACAAUGCCACGGGGCUCCAGAUGUGUGGGGACCUCACUCCCUCAGCAAACUAUGUCAAUGUCAAAGCAGCCCGAGACUGCCUGAGCAUUUCUUCAGAGGAUUCGAGAGAUUACAUCAAUGUCCCCAUAGCAGAGGAGAUUGCUGAGUCUCUAGCUUCUACCAACAGCUCCCCUGCGAACCUCUUUGCCCUCCCAGAUGCCCAGGAGCUGGAGUUUACUGAGGAAAAAGACAAGGGCUGUGGGAAUGCCAGUGACCGAACCUGUUUUUGGUCUCCAAGAUCUGAGAGCGAUGAUCCACUCAGCGAUGAGGAUGGUUCUUCUGAGACCUCAAAUGACUACGUCAAUAUGGCAGGGUUGAAUCUGGAGACCCUCCAGGGGAAGCAGCCCCAGAUGGCUUUCCAGUGCUACAGAGAUUAUGAAAAUGUCCCAUCAGCACCUACCAUUGGAAACCAACAGCAGGUGGAGGAAGAAGUGACCUCCUCAAACACAGACCAUGUGGAAGGCUGGACGGAUGGUCCAGGUACCCACAUCCAAUUUGUCAUGCAGUCAGGGACGUUCCUGGCUCUAGGGGAACAUGUGACCUGUCAGCCAUCUGCACAGAGUGAGACUAGUCAGAUAAAACAUGGAGAAGAAAUGUCAAAUGACAUUUCUAGCGACUAUGAGAAUGUGCUAGCUGCCAAGUCAGGAGACAGGGACUCCAAGCAGGGGCCAGACACAUAGCUCCUUCCUGAUGAAUUGGGACCCAGGCAUCCAGUUGGAGAGCUCUGUGGAGUAGUCUAUUCUGCUGGAUCCAUGGCCACUAUAGGGUCUGAUGAAGACCACUGACCAUCCUUGUAUUUCAGUGGGUUCGUUCAAGUAGACUACAAAGAGGCUGAGAUACACAGAAGUUAAGGAACUCACAAAAGCCAACUUCUGAGAAAGCCAGAAAGGAAUUCUUCUCAAGCAUGGUGCUGUUCUCUCUCAUAACAACCUAAGAAUGUUUGCUGAAACUGCCUUAUAGGACGGUUGGUAGAUUAAAAAUUCGAUAGUUCUUUCGUGCACAGUGGAAACAUGGGGAGUCUAAAAUCAUUACCUUUGUGAAUACCAGCAGGAUGCAAAGCGAGAAUACAGAUUAGUUUGUAAUCCAGGCAGAGGCCAAAAAGAAGAAAGAAGUCGGAGUUGGGGUGGUGCAGCAGUUUCCAGUUGAAAAAGAGUGUGGACAACCAAAUGCUGGAGAAGAUGUGGGACAGCAGAAUGGUCAUUCAUUGCAAAGCACAAUAUCCACUUUGGAAAAGUGUUUGGCAGUUUCUUAUGAACAUACAUUUACUAUACAGCCCAGCCAUUCCACUCCCGGGUGUUUAUCCAAGAGAAUUGAAAACUUGAGUUCAUACAAAAGCCCAUAUAUGCUAUUUAUAGCAGCUUUAUUCACAAUUGCCAAAACUAGAAAUAACCCAGAUGUCCUUCAACAGAUAAAUGGACAAACUGUGGUAUGUCCAUGUAAUAAGGUUAUCUACACUCAGCAGUAAAAAGGAAUGAGCUAUUGGUUUGUGCAACAACCUAGACAAAUCUUAAAAGCACUUUGCUAAGUGAUAGAAGCUAGACCUAAAAAUCUACAUAUUGUAUGAUUCCAUUUAUAUGACCUUCUGGAAAAGACAAAACUAUAGGGAUGGAAAACAGAUCAGUAGUUGCCAGGUUUAAGGAAAGGAAGUUUAUACAAAGGAAUUUUUAGGUUAAUGGGGCUCCUCUGUAUUGGUAUUGUGGUGGUGGAUACAGGACUUUGAAUUUGUCAAAACACAAAAAACUAUAUAGCACAACCAGUGACUUUUAUUGUAUGUAAAUUUUUUAAAUUAACCAUGCUGUCAGGGGAAGCCAGGAUGGAAUGCAGAUUAAGACAAAUAAACCUAACUAUAUUAUAGAUAUAUGAUAUAGCCUCACUGAAGGGGUGAGGGGAAAAGGAGCUGGCCUAAUUAACUUUAGAAAACAAUGUUUUCACUGAAGACUAUAAGAAAGACAAAAACUACAUAAACACUGUACUCUAGUUGGUAAAUUCGUAUCUCAGAGGAAUAUAGGUUAGCAAUUCUGAAAGUACUUUAAAUGUAGCUUGAACAAAUAAGUCAAUGUAGAUAAGGAUGGACAGGUUUCUCAUUAUCAGAAAGGCUACAAUGAAUUCUGUGGUGCUGGAUUAGAUUUGGAGGUAUAGUUUGAACUCUUGUUUAUUUAAAUAUAUAUAUGAAUAGAUACACAAAUAAAUAGAUACACAAAUAAAUAUAGAUAUGUGUAUACAUAGGCUAGCAGACAUAUAUUUCUUAGCUCUGUCCGCUAGAGGGUCUAGAAGAAUUGACACCCUAGAAGCAAUGAACACACUUAGCACCCAGGUCUUGGUUUCUAAAUAUCAUUCUCAGUUCUAGGGCUGGGUAGGGAAAACACAGGAGGGGGGGCUUGACCAUCUUGUAGAUUUAAAAAAAAAGAAAGAAAGAAAGAAAGGAAAGAAAGAAAGAAAGAAAGAAAAAGGAGGGUGUCAGGGGAAGAAAACACAAGAAAAUAUGAAGGUAUGUUGAAAGGAGCCAUCUAAGAGAUCCCAGGGGCAAAGCUAGAACAAUUUCAGCAAUAAAAAUAAAUAAUUAUGAUAUAAAUUUGUAACUCAACAAAAUAAAUAUUCUUGAGUCCAUACCAGUAAGUGAAUAAAAUGGAGGAGAGGGAGAAAUCUUCCUUCCUGCUGAAUUCUGAAUAAUAAAUAUAGAAGAAAUGAGGGGAAAACAAAAUCACUACUAAGAUACCACAGAACUGUAUGUUAACUAUACCGGAAUUAAAAUACAAGCUUAAUUAAGAAAAAGACACCACAGAAUAAUUGCUGUACGCAAGUCCUAAUGAGUGCUAAAAUUAGUGGAUGACACUUUAAAGAGAACUAAGAUCGUUGCAUAGCUUCAAAGAUCCCCCCCCCCAAAUAUUUAUACAUUGCUAUCAUGACUCUGACACAUGUCCGUCCACAAAUUAGUCAAUACUUUCCCCAGAACUUAAUUCCCCUCUCCUUCAGUCUGGAGUGUGGGCUGGAUUUAGUGACUCUUUUCUAACAAAUAGAAUAUGGAACGGCCGGUGCAGGCGUGGGGGGUGAGGGGGGUGGGCGUGCAAAUUUAGAGCAGACACCAUCUUAACCAUGUGGUCAAGGCUAACUCACCAGUAAUAAGUCAAGUUGUUAUAUGAUCAAGGAGAAGGGUACUUCACCUCCGUAGUAUUCUUCCCCCAAAUCCACAAAACCCCAUUCUUAUCAUGAGAAAAAAAUCGGAAAAUCCAGAUUGCAUAACAUUCUACAAAUACCUGACUUGAACUCUUAAAAGUGUUAAAAGUCACAAAAUAUAAGGAAACACUAAGAAACUGUCACAGAUUAGAGGACACCAAGCAGGCCUGAUGACUGAAUAUAGAAUAAUGGUACCUUGGAUUGGAUCCUGGUACAGAAAAAGGACAUUAGUGGGGGGGGAAACGAUAGCAUUCAAAAAGUCCAUAUUUUAGUAAAUAGUAUUACAUUGAUGUUAGGUUCUUAGUUUUGAUCAUUGUAUCAUGGUCAUGGAAGAUGUUAGCAUUACGGGAAGCUGGGUGAGGGAUAUAUAGAGAUUCUCUCCUAUUUUUGCAACUCUUCUGUAAAUUAUUUCCAAAUAAAAUAAUUUUAAAACAUGGGUAAAGUGAAGACAUCUAGCUUCAUACCAUUUAAAGAAAUAUGCCUUGUUCCUUCUUCUGCAAAAUGGGUAUAACAUUAAAGCAUAAGCUAGUAUAA
Molecule: messenger RNA, 4127 nt
Organism: Mirounga angustirostris (Northern elephant seal)
Lineage: Eukaryota; Metazoa; Chordata; Mammalia; Carnivora; Phocidae
Gene: LAX1
Product: lymphocyte transmembrane adaptor 1
Exons: 5
Coding region: 62-1099 (345 amino acids)
Biological process (GO): intracellular signal transduction; immune response; antigen receptor-mediated signaling pathway
Cellular component (GO): plasma membrane
Source: RefSeq, a predicted model, not a curated record